Molecule: messenger RNA, 2088 nt
Organism: Chlamydomonas reinhardtii
Lineage: Eukaryota; Viridiplantae; Chlorophyta; Chlorophyceae; Chlamydomonadales; Chlamydomonadaceae
Exons: 7
Coding region: 545-1507 (320 amino acids)
Source: RefSeq, a predicted model, not a curated record
UGCGUUUGCCUGCUGGCAACGGGUCACGUCACUCGCAUGCGAGAGGUCACCGAGUGAAUGGCAGUUGAAGGGAGCUGGAGCCGCGGGAAACUGGACGGGCGAGAAUCAACGCUUGAUGCAUGAAUGCGAGCAGUGAUGUGAUGAUCACGCAAACCCAAAUGCGCGUCCCGUUUGUUGGUCUAGGCGGGCGCAAACAACGUGGGGCCAAAACAACGUCUGUCAGUCUGCCUCGGAUAUGGGUCACAUUUUGAAGAACGCCACAAAUAAUGACGAUGCUCGCUGUGCAUAAUGUUUGCAAGAAAGCUCAGAAUGGGUGCAGCCAGCCCGGCCCCAGGCCCCAGGCCCUCCAUGUUUCUUGCUCCUCACGCACAAUUUGUGCUUGAGACACCGUCUUGAUCUUAGAGUCCAUAUGCAUAUUACAUCAAUUCAGCACUUGUAGCCUCGCAAACCGGAAGAGUCUUUAGAAUCUUGUGUUCCACCUUGAGGUCGCAGAACCUUUCCUAGGCAUCGCCAAUACUAUACGCAGCUGCGAUUAAUUGCAUUGAUGGCGCGAUUGCAAGCAAGCUUUGAAGCCGGAGCGAGCCGCAGCGGCGCGCUGGCUAGCACUUCCCAGCGACUUGUUCGCAGUCCUGUACUCACAGCAGAAGCACCAGCAGGAGCGCGCUUGGCACUCAGGGCGCUUGCCUGCGGCCCGAGCACCCACAUCUGCCCGCGGCUGCUGGCAGCCCACAGCGCUGCGGCCUGCGGCGCCUGCUCCCCAACCCGCAGCUGCACACACGCCGCGGCAGAGCCGCUAGGCCAGACCCGCACCAGCGGCCUCAGGUGUGCUGUAGUAGCUAGCGCGCAGCGGCGAGGCGGCGGCGGCGGCCGGGGCAGCAAGUGGGACAGUGAUGAGGAGCUGGAGGAGGACCUGGGCGGCCUGCGCUUCUCCAAGCGCAGCGGCAUGUGGCGGCUGCAGUACAACAAGUACGGGGCAGAGGUCCGCGAGGACGAGGCGUGGAAGCUGGCGCUGCCGCUGCUGGGCGGCCUGGUGCUGGCCACCACACUCAUAGGCCCGCUCAUCAUCGGCGUGGCCUUCACGGCGGUGGCUGUGGGCGCGGCGCUGUCCGCGGGCGCGCUGUUCACCUCGCUGUUCCUGCCCUUCUUCCUGCUCAUCGGCUUUGGCGCGCUGUUCUGGGGCGGCGUCACCUUCUCCGCCUUCGCCACGCUGGGCGCCGCGCUCAUCAUCAAGCCGCUCAUGUCGCUGAUGGUGGCCGGUGCGGGUCUGGGCAUGGGUGCCCUGGCUGUGGGCGCCUUCCUCAAGCCCGCGUCCAGCCGGGCCAAAGCGAGCUAUGAGGAGAAGGCUGCGGCGGCCAAGUCCGGGGCCAAGCAGCAGGGCGAUGUGAUCGAGGUGGAGCCGGAGGUGGACCCCGAGGUGGACAGGCAGCUGCGCGAGUUUGACGAGCUGCUGAUGGAUCGGGAGCAGCAGCGCCGCAAGACCGACCGCUUCCGGCAGGGCGGCCGCUGAUGAGACGGCAGCAGCAGGCAGUCAUUACGCAGGCGCUGCACGGGGGGGGGGGGGGCUGAAACCGGGAGACGGACCGUCCAGGCGAUGCGGUGGUCAAGUGGUCAGGAGACCGCAGUUUGGCUUUAAUCAGGUCCUCAGAUGUGUAUCAUCUGUGAUGUUGCUGCGGGUGCACGGGGUGUUAUAUCCAUCCGCAAGACCUGAAAUGACACGGAAACUGUUUGUCCAUCCAAACUCUGUGUGCCCUUGGAUGGGCACGGAUCACACAUGUUAGGUAUUGCCUAGCGCACAGUAAGUUCAGCUGUAAUAAGUUCAGAGGUUGUGCGAUCGCCCGGACGAGCGAAACGGGUUACUGCCGACGUGUAAAGGAGGUGUUCGCGCUCAGUCGCAUGGUUGUUCGCUUUCUAUAACCCUUGCUAUAUACAUUCGCAUAGGAUUCUAAGUUUGCGUUUUGUUGCUGCUGCGCUUCCGCUACGGUGGAAAACGAAAACAAUUGUGCUACCGCGUGUUGCGGACAGUUUCAUAGCACUCCACUCUACAAAGAUAACCCGCUAGACUGUUGCUCUGGCAGCGCUGGCGAAAAC